AUGAAGAAAUUUAAUAUCCACAGAGUUUUGGAUGGUUUAACUUCAUCCCCCAGCGGAAGCAGCGGUGGUUCCAGUGGAGGCAGUGGUUGUGGGCUCGCGGGUGGUCCAGGCCACUCAGGAGGAACCGCAGGGACUCCCAGAGAGGAAAUCCAGGAGACGCUGACUUCGGACUAUUUUCAAAUCUGCAAGACAGUUCGCCAUGGGUUUCCAUAUUUGCCCACUGCCUUAGCUUUCGACCCGGUUCAGAAGAUCCUGGCAAUUGGGACAAGAACAGGCACCAUUCGAAUAUUGGGCCGACCGGGUGUUGACUGUUACUGCCAACACGAAAGCGGCGCUGCAGUUGUGCAGCUUCAGUUUUUAAUUAAUGAGGGCGCUUUGGUCAGCGCAAGUUCAGAUGACAUGCUCCAUUUGUGGAAUCUCAGACAGAAACGGCCAGCGAUUCUUCAUUCUCUAAAAUUUACUCGAGAACGGAUCACGUGCUGUCACUUGCCUUUCCAAAGCAAAUGGCUCUACGUCGGGACCGAGCGGGGAAACACUCACAUUGUAAAUAUCGAAUCCUUCGUCCUUUCCGGAUACGUGAUCAUGUGGAACAAGGCCAUAGAGCUAUCGACGAAGACUCACCCUGGGCCUGUGGUACACCUAAGUGAUAGCCCGAGAGAUGAAGGAAAACUGUUGAUAGGCUAUGAAGAUGGAACGGUAGUACUCUGGGACUUGAGAUCCAAGAGAGCGGAAAUGAGAGUAUAUUAUGAUGAGGCGAUUCAUUCUAUCGGGUGGCAUCAUGAGGGGAAGCAAUUUAUGUGCAGUCAUUCGGAUGGCAGUUUGACUCUGUGGAACCUCCGAAGUCCUAGCAGGCCAUUCCAAAUAAUCAUUCCACACGGCAAAAUUCAGCGAGAUGGUAAAAAAGCUGAAUCUUGUAAGCCAAUUCUUAAAGUAGAAUACAAGACCUGUAAAAACAGCGAGCCUUUUAUAAUUUUUUCUGGUGGACUUUCUUAUGACAAGCCUUGGCGAAGGCCAAGUCUAACAAUCAUGCAUGGAAAAGCAAUUACAGUGCUUGAAAUGGAUCAUCCCAUUGUGGACUUUUUAACGCUUUGUGAAACGCCAUACCCAAAUGAAUUUCAGGAACCGUACGCUGUUGUCGUACUCUUGGAAAAAGAUUUGAUUGUCGUUGACCUGACUCAGAGCAAUUUCCCAAUUUUUGAAAAUCCUUAUCCCAUGGACAUUCAUGAGUCACCCGUUACCUGCACAGAAUAUCUGGCCGACUGUCCUCCCGAUUUGAUCCCUGUGCUGUAUUCCGUAGGCGCAAAACAUAAGAAGCAAGGAUACAGCAAUAAGGAGUGGCCUAUCAAUGGUGGAGCGUGGAACCUCGGAGCGCAGACAUAUCCUGAAAUUAUUAUUACAGGCAAUACGAUAGAUGUCCCUCAAUGUCUUCCAGUAACACUUCAGAUGUUGUACAAGUUAAAAACCUCAAAGGUGUUUGAGAAACAGAAAGUGGAAGGAAAGGCGACAGCGGAAAUUGUAGAAGAUGAUCCUUUUGCCAUCCAGUUGAUGUACUGGUGCCCUGAAAGUCGGAUAUUCUGUGUAGCGGGAGCCUCCGCCUACGUUAUUGUUUACAGAUUCAGCAAACACGAAGUCAAUGCUGAAGUAUCGUCCUUAGAGGUGCGACUUCAGAGCGAGAUAGAAGAUAUCAUCAGCCCGGAGGCCGAAAUGAUCCCUCCCUUUCCGGAUGCAUCUUCUCAACUUCCGUCUUUAAAAGAUCUCUCAGGCAGCACAAACACCAUGACGUCUGUGGGGACAGUGAAAGACAGUAUCCCCUGCCUCAGCAUUAAGACCCGUCCCCUGAGGAUGCCUCCCGGUUACCAAGCGGACCUCGUCAUCCAGUUGGUGUGGGUGGAGGGCGAGCCUCCCCAGCCAAUCACCAGCCUGGCAGCAAAUUCAGCGUACGGAUUAGUUGCAUUUGGAAACUGCAAUGGUUUGGCUGUUGUGGAUUUUAUGCAGAAGAUCACACUGCUGAGCACUGGAACCGCCGACCUCUACGGAUCCACUGAUCCGUACCAACGCCAACCUCGCUCGCCCCGCCGAAGCAAGCAGUUCGCUGCAGACAACUUUUGCAUGCGUGGCCUCUCUAACUUUUAUCCUGAUUUAACGAAACGGAUCCGUACUUCCUAUCAGAGCCUUACCGAGUUGUCAGACGGCCCGGUUUCGCUGGAGCUGGAGCGCUGCAAGUCCCCAACAGCCUCAGAUCACGUGAAUGGACACUGCACAAGUCCCACUUCUCUAAGCUGCGGCUCUGGAAAACGGCUCUCCAGUGCGGACGUCACAAAAAUAAACCGCCGGGUUCCUAGCAAGCCUCCGUUUAGGAAAGCACAAUCUGCUGCCUGUAUGGAGAUUUCUCUGCCGGUUUCAACGGAAGAAAACAGAGAAAACUCCUUCAGCCAUUCCCGAAGUUCCAGCGUCUCCAGUAUUGACAAAGAGUCUAAGGAAACCAUUACAGCUUUAUACUUCAUGGAGUCAUUUGUACGGAAAAACGACACCGCCGUGUCUCCGUGUCUUUGGGUUGGUACAGGCCUGGGAAUGGUCUUGACGUUAUCCCUUAACGUGCCCACAGUGGAUGAACUAAGGCAAACGGAGCCUGUAACAGCUUCGCCAAGCGAUAGGAAUCCUGAAGUGGGAUGGGGGCGACGCAUUAUUCAUUUACCCAGUCUCCGCCCCUUGCUAGAUGUUAACUAUUUGCCCGUAAUGGACAUGAGGAUCGCUCGGACCUUUUGUUUCACCAACGAGGGACAAGCCUUGUAUCUCGGUUCUCCUACAGAAAUCCAGCGACUGACCUUCAGCCAAGAGAUGUGUGACAAUCUGCAGGGAGGAGAAGGGAAAGGUCUCAUUCCAUCCUGGACUUCAUUUCCAGUUGGCGAGGCCACAGCUGGAAAAGCGUCUCGGAGUCUUGCUCAGCACAUCCCUGGGUCCGGCGGAGUGGAGGGUGUGAAAGGAGCCGCAGGAAGUGCCAUUGGAGAGCUGGCUCGCGCACGCAUAGCCCUCGACGAGAGGGGGCAGAAACUGGGAGAACUAGACGAGAGGACAGCCCGGAUGAUGGCCAGCGCAGAAUCCUUCUCCAAACAUGCACACGAGGUGAUGCUGAAACAGAAGGACAAGAAAUGGUACCAGUUCUAG
This is a messenger RNA of Gekko japonicus, 3165 nucleotides long. It is a transcript of the gene STXBP5L, whose product is annotated as syntaxin binding protein 5 like. The coding region runs from base 1 to 3165 and encodes 1054 amino acids. The transcript has 25 exons. NCBI's taxonomy places the organism in Eukaryota, Metazoa, Chordata, Lepidosauria, Squamata, Gekkonidae. The record is from RefSeq and is a predicted model, not a curated record. Gene Ontology annotation, biological process: regulation of exocytosis; regulation of protein secretion. Gene Ontology annotation, molecular function: syntaxin binding; GTPase activator activity; myosin II binding. Gene Ontology annotation, cellular component: SNARE complex; plasma membrane; cytoplasm.